UGUGCUUUUUGUGAUUUUUAUUUUUCUGUUUUUUUCUUAUUUAUUUAUUUAUUUAUUUAUUUAUUUAUUUAUUUAUUGCUUUAUAUGUUGUCCGGAAGAUAGUUCAAGUCAUUGAUCUGCCCCCAAAAUCUGAGCUUUGCUACUAAUACUGUAAACAGUCUUAGUGUAUGCAUUCAAUAAAAUAACUUGGUUUUUUUUUUUUUAGUACGAUAGAUGCUUUUGUGUUUUGUGGGGUGAUCCAUGAAACAGGAGUGAAGAUGCUUGUUUCUUACUCUGUCCACUGAGUUAUAUCUCUAGGCUUGUCCUACUUCUUUGGCUGCAUACCCCUCCACAUCUGCUGACUAUUUUAUUUUUCAGAUGAAAUCACACGUUAUAGCUUAGAGAGGCCUGUAAGCAAUCCUGCUUUGGUAACUUAAGUGCAAAGAGGAAUGCCCCACACUCAGCCUGAGGGUGCAUUCUCUGGUAGAUCCAAUAUUUCAGUUUCCUCUGCUAACAGAUCACCACAUUGUUGCCAGGACCAUAAUGAAUGCAAUUCUUUCUCCUAAGGAAUCUGGUGGCAACUGUCAAAUGUUAAGCACAAAGCUUCAGGUUGUACCUAUAACACACACCCACAUCGCAACCUACCCGAUAGGCUAUUUCUGGGUGUGAUUUCAUGCACCUGCACAUGAUGAGACAGGAGAAUUCUUUGGCUACUUAUAGGAACUGGUGUGAUUUCUCAGUAAUCUUUAAUGGGUAAUAUUGCUGACUGAGGAGAAUUUGAGGUAGGAUGAAACAUUUCUGUGCAGGGAUUGGGGAGGAAGCACUCAUUUAGAUACAUAGCAAUGACUUAGGUUUUUCCAAUCAAGCCUAGAGCCAAAUUUGGCUUUGGAAGCAUGUGGUGCUCAGUGGCUAUGCCACAGGGAAGUCUCCUGAAAAGGGCACAUCAGCUUUUGCUCAGUACAGGGAGAACAUUAGCAGGGAGGCAAAGUCUGUUCUCCAUGACAUCAGCAGACCCUUCGUGGACAUUCUAUUGUCUCAUAGAGAGACCGUGGUAUCCCUGUGAUGUCACCAGUAUCGUUGUGACAACCAAUUCCCUACUUUUUCACUUAGUGUCCAAACCAUAUAUCCACAGACAUGUUUGCCCAUCUUUGUAGGCGCUUUGGGAGAGUUGAUGUUGAUAGAGAAGAGUCUAGAGUGAAGCAAAUGAAACCUAAAGAGGUCUGCAGACAGACAUCAUCCCCUGAAAAUGUCCUAAACAUGGUGCAGGCCAACCAGGAAGAGGAGAGGCUGAAUAGAGAACUGGAGCUAACUACCAAGGAGAGAAAUGAGCUGACAGAUCGCCUCCUUUAUGUGACAGGUGGAUCCAUGAGCAAGAGCCCGUACUUCAGGCCAAAUCCAUUUUAUGAAAACUUGAAGAUAAAGGAGAAAGAGGUCAUGUGAUUACUGCACAACUUAGACACAAAGAACAUUGAACAUCGUGAGAAAUUUCAGGAGCUCAGGAAGGAGAUUAACUUCUAUCGCAACCUGCACAGCCGGCUCCUGAUGGACCAGGCAUGUAUGAAGAAGAAGUUGGUCACAUUGAAGCAGGAGAGCAAGGAGUCACAGCGAUAUUUGUUUGAGUUGAACCCGAAUGAUGAAGACGAACAGGAGAAGACCAGCAACCUCCAGACCCAGCAAAAUGUGGUCUCAGGAACUGCAGGAGACAUGGCAUAGAAGGGAUCCCAGGAAGACAGCCCCGUGAGGAAUGAGUUUCUCUCUCAGGAGUUCCCUGUGACGACAAUCCUCACAGUCAAAGCCUUUUGGGGGGAAUAUUCUUCUUCUCAGAUAAUUUCCUCAAUGUAUAGAGACCCUAAAUGUAUGUAUCCAUAUACCAGCCUGUCUCAUUGAGGUCUUUCUCCUUUCUCAUACCGACAACACCAUUUGAGAGAAAACUGAGGGGACUACCUUGACAUCUCACGUCCUAGAGGAGAAACAGCACUACAACUGUGUUUCUAAAUGUUCAUUAAGAAAAUGCUGUUAAGAAAUGUUUUUGGUUAUGAUUUUCAUUGAAGUUUUCUUUUUGUUAUUUCAUAGUUAUAUAUUCUUGUUACUUUUUUUCAUUUUUUAUACCAUUUUAGUUGUUCAUUUUAUGCCUGUUUUUUGUAAAUUGUAUUCCUUAUGAAUAAAAAUUGAUUUGUAA
Messenger RNA from Rattus norvegicus (Norway rat), 2158 nucleotides. It is a transcript of the gene Dlg5l14, whose product is annotated as discs large MAGUK scaffold protein 5 like 14. NCBI's taxonomy places the organism in Eukaryota, Metazoa, Chordata, Mammalia, Rodentia, Muridae. The record is from RefSeq and is a predicted model, not a curated record.